Saccostrea echinata is the source of this 2624-nucleotide messenger RNA. Its product is annotated as RING finger protein 141-like. The transcript has 6 exons. Gene Ontology annotation, molecular function: ubiquitin-protein transferase activity. The record is from RefSeq and is a predicted model, not a curated record. NCBI's taxonomy places the organism in Eukaryota, Metazoa, Mollusca, Bivalvia, Ostreida, Ostreidae. The coding region runs from base 21 to 728 and encodes 235 amino acids. Gene Ontology annotation, biological process: protein autoubiquitination.
CAUCCAACCCAUCAUCAUUCAUGCUUUACUGCAGAAUGGGGCAAGGUAACAGUCUUCCUAAUCCCGAGCAGACAUUUGGAAUUGUGCACAGUAAACUGCGAUCCCAUCUCAUCAUCCUGAAAUGUCUGGCCAAUCUCUCAUACUCAGAUUUCCUUCGUUCUGUUCAGGAGCUGAAUUCAUUAACAUCAACUUUCUGUGACCGAAGAGGAAAACAACUACUGUUCUCAGUGGAACGUGGUACAGAUGCCUCCAUAUUCUGGAAACCUACAGUCAAAAUCAUCUGCCAGAAAGUUAAUACUCAUCUAAACAGAGUGGAGUCUCAGAGAAGACUAAAUCUCAAGCAGUAUGUAGUUCUGUAUCGUGAGAUCUCGGACCAGGUGGCCAAUCUGAAUGCCAGGGAGCAGGAGAAGGGUCGACUCAGCAGUUUGCCCAAUGACAUUUGUGCUAGUGUCAUAUUUGAGGGUGUUGGACAGGAGGAGGAUGAUAAUGAAUGCUGUAUAUGUAUGGAGAACAGGUCCGAGAUCAUACUGCCAUGUGCUCACCAGUUCUGUGAGGGGUGUAUAGACACAUGGAAUGUGACAAGCAAAACAUGCCCCAUUUGCCGUGAACGAGUGGAAAGCAUUGAUGAGACCUGGGUCUUAACAGAGAAGCCAGAUGACCUUGAGUAUGAGACAGAGGUCAGAGGUUACCUAGUGAGCUUAGCGGACAAACCGGGACACAAAACAUGAUGACUUAGUACUUUUUGUUGAGAAAGUUUGGUAUACUAGUUAUAAGUUGCUAAAUUAGUAAUUAGUGAAUUUAUUUGUUGAUAUGAUUAACAGAUAAGUGUUAACGAUUUAAGGAUAUUGUUUAUUCUAAAUGUGGAAAUUUUUGUGAGGGAGCACUGUAUACCAACUUUUUAUUUGUGUGCCAGAUUUAUCAGUGAGUCUGGUCAUGUAUUUAGUUGUGUAUUUCCUCAGUUAUGAAAAUUAAUUGUUGUGAAUUAAUGUCAGACUGUUUAAUUGUGAAUCAUAGUUGGCUUACAGUAACAAGAGAAACUUCGCUAAAUUAAACACCCACAUGAAAUGUUCUUUUCAUGAUGAAAUAUACUAUUUAAAUGACAGAGCUCUCGGACCACUUUUUGGGACUGGGGCCGGGACCUUAAAAUUUGGGAAAAAUUGCAACCUUUCAGGGAAUUUUUGGAUAACCAUUAUACUUUAAAAUCAUGAUGUAUUGGGUUUCUGGUGUUUGUUAUCAACUAAAUUUCUAUUUUGCAAUACAGAUCAAAAUAUGUUUUCUUUAAUUGGGGGGAUUUGACUAUUGAGAAAAUCAACAUAUUCAGUUGGAAAAAAGGUACCUUUUUAGAUUGGGAAGGGGCCUUUGAACUGCCCCAAUAAAAGACGAUUGAAAGCCCUGAAUGAUCAAUCCAUUUUCCUUAUUUUUCAAAACUACAUGCAUUCCCUUAUCAGAAACUUUGAAAACAAAAUCCCAAAUUAACCCCCAAAAAUGUCCAGGUUUACAAUAUCACAAAAAAAUCAAGGUUAUGACACUAGGUUGUUAAUGAAGAGUCAAAUAAUUGUGCUGAAAAUGGAAUGAGUUUAAUAUGUCAGUUGUGUUUAUAUUUAUUCCUAUUUGUUGACACAUUCCCGACAAUUCAUCUUUAUAUAUUGUCACAAUUAUGAAAGAAAUUGUUGUUAACUAUCAUGAUUUUGAUAUAAUAUACCUAGCAGUUAGAUGUAAUUUUUUGUUGUUGUAUUUAAAUGGAUACACAUAUCUUAUGUACAUAAGAUAAUUUAAGGAAAGUGUACCAAGUUUAUCCACUAGAUUGACUGAUGUUUGCAAACAUUAAGUAUAUACAUAUAUUCUGUGAUAAUACUUUUGCUGUCUUACUUCAGAUUGCUUUCUUUUCUAAAAGUUAUGUUAUAGAUCUUACUAUUAGUGCCAUAUCAUAAAUUCUCUAUUUUGUCAUGAUUGAACAAAGUGUGAUUGUAAUACAUUGUCCCAGUGAUCCUGUUUGACCUUGACCUCUGGCAAUCCCUAUCCAGCUUUGACCAUGACCCUCGUUGUAAAUGUAGCCGGUAAAUUAUUCCCAAGGUAAAAGUUAUGUACUAAAGAAAAAGAGAACUGAAAUUGCUACUGAGACUUUUUAUUGUGAGCCUUUUGGUAAAUCAGCCUCUUUUUAAUUUUGCUGCAUGAAAAUGAAAGUUUAAAGUGCAAGCAUCUGGUUGGGGGGAGGGGAUGGGGUGUUCAAUUAUUCGUUAAUUAGUAUCACUAGUUGCAGGAGAUAGAAUUAGACAAUAUUAGGUCGAGACACACACUUGGAGAUAUCUAUUUUUUCAAAUAUUAAAGCAUAAUAUGUACAUCUGUUCAUUCAAGAGUUUACUCAUGAUGUUCUAGGGGAUGAUGUAAAAAUGUUAUCAAACAGAGGAAUUGGUUAUAUACAGGUAUCAUUUCUCUUCCAGUGACUUUUUUUUUUUUUGUCAGCUUGACAUUUCAUAUGACCAAAUAUUAUUUGUUAAGUAAUUUGUAAGAAUAAGAUUGUAUACUGAAACUUGCAAAAGUUAUUACCUUUAGUAUGCAAAUAAAUUACUAAAAAAAAUAUGCAAUAAUCUACAAAUAGAAACUUUUCUUAUUGAUUUUUUUAG